Messenger RNA from Prosopis cineraria, 1829 nucleotides. Its product is annotated as polygalacturonase At1g48100-like. Gene Ontology annotation, biological process: carbohydrate metabolic process. Lineage: Eukaryota; Viridiplantae; Streptophyta; Magnoliopsida; Fabales; Fabaceae. The coding region runs from base 111 to 1511 and encodes 466 amino acids. The transcript has 7 exons. The record is from RefSeq and is a predicted model, not a curated record. Gene Ontology annotation, molecular function: polygalacturonase activity.
CACAAUUAACGCAACUUACUACGUCCGUUGUUCUUUCACGCAAUCACAAAGACAAGUUCGAUCGGCGCAUCAGAUCGCUGAGAUAUUUCACCAGAGUAUAUCUCCUCUUCAUGGACCUCGUUCGCGCAUUUCUUUUGCUCUGCAUUACUAUGAUUCUGUUCACACAAAAUUGGAGAAAUGCAGAAGGAAGAUACCACCACCACCACCCAAAGAAGCAGAAAAGCCCUGUUCAUAAUUUUUCACCUCCUUCCAAGUCUCCUAGUGUUCCUUCUAAACCACAUCCAGAUAAUCCAGGGCAUUCCGCUUCUGGCUCUGUUUUCGACGUAACAUCCUUCGGGGCUGUCGGAGAUGGCGCCGCCGAUGACACCGCCGCGUUCAUGGCAGCGUGGAAAGCAGCCUGUGCAGUAGAUUCAGGGGUGGUUCUAGCUCCUGAAAAUCACCGUUUCAAAAUCACUUCCACUAUCUUUUCAGGUCCCUGUCAGCCUGGACUUGUGUUUCAAGUGGAUGGAGUGCUUAUGCCUCCAGAGGGACCAGAUUCAUGGCCAGAAAAGGAUAGUCGCAACCAAUGGCUUGUGUUUUACAAGCUUGAUCAAAUGACUUUCAGUGGGACUGGAAUUAUAGAAGGCAAUGGACAACAGUGGUGGGAGCUUCCUUGCAAACCUCACAGGGGUCCCAAUGGGAAAACGCUGCCAGGACCAUGUCAGAGCCCAACAAUGAUAAGGUUCUUCAUGAGCUCGAACUUGGCGGUGACUGGUCUAAGAAUUCAAAACAGCCCUCAGUUCCACAUGAAGUUCGAUGGCUGCCAAGGAGUUGUGAUUGAUAAGCUGUCAAUCUCUUCGCCUAAGCUCAGCCCCAACACCGACGGAAUCCACAUAGAGAACUGCAACACAGUGCAAAUAUCCAACUCCAUGAUUAGCAACGGUGAUGAUUGCAUUUCAAUUGGACCUGGGUGCUCAAAUGUGAAUAUAGAGGGUGUCACUUGUGGUCCUAGCCACGGGAUUAGUAUCGGAAGCCUGGGAGUGCACAAUUCGCAGGCAUGUGUGACGAACCUAACAGUUCGAAACUCCGUCAUAAGGGAGUCAGACAAUGGGCUUCGAAUCAAGACGUGGCAGGGAGGGAUGGGCUCGGUGACUGGGCUGAGGUUCGAGAACAUUCAAAUGGACAACGUCCUAAACUGCAUCAUCAUAGAUCAAUACUACUGCCUGUCCAAGGAAUGCCGGAACCAGACGUCGGCGGUGCACGUAAACGAAGUGUCGUACAGAAGCAUAAAGGGCACGUACGACGUGCGUACCCCUCCGAUCCACUUCGCUUGCAGCGACACCAUCGCAUGCACCAACAUAACAAUGGCGGAGGUUGAGCUGUUGCCGUACGAAGGGCAGCUUCUGGACGACCCGUUUUGCUGGAAUGCGUAUGGGACUCAAGAGACUCUGACCAUACCUCCACUUAAUUGCUUAAGAGAAGGCGAGCCUGCCACUGUAGGAGAGCUCUCUGCAUAUGAAUGCAGCAGUUAAAAAAAAGAUUAAUUAAUGAUUAAUAGAUUAUAUAUAGAAAAAAUUGAUUGAUGAUUGUGGCUUUUUAUAAUUUGUCUCUAGGAUUCAUCCCUCUCUGGGUUAUUAAUCCCUUGUUGUGUGAUGACAAGAAUUAUUGGCUUGGGUCCAGCUUGUUAGACCAACACAUUGUCAUAGGAAUAGAUUGGUUGGAUAUGUACAUUAUAUAAACUAGCGUUCACUCCCCGUGCGGGAAGCUUAAAAACUAUAAAUUCUAAAUACAUGUAUUAGUAAUUAAAUCAAUAGACCAUUGAAUCAACCAAAUAUAUUUUACAGUAACAA